Grus americana (Whooping crane) is the source of this 1578-nucleotide messenger RNA. RefSeq names its product bromodomain-containing protein 8-like. Lineage: Eukaryota; Metazoa; Chordata; Aves; Gruiformes; Gruidae. The record is from RefSeq and is a predicted model, not a curated record. Gene Ontology annotation, molecular function: protein binding. The coding region runs from base 1 to 990 and encodes 329 amino acids. Gene Ontology annotation, cellular component: NuA4 histone acetyltransferase complex. The transcript has 6 exons.
AUGGAGCCUCCCAGCGAGUCAGAGAAGAACAGUGACUUCCAGUCACUUCUCAGCUGGGAUUCAAGCUUGGAUUUGGACAUGGGGAGCUGGAGGAAUACUGAAGAGGUGGCCGUGGGGAAGCUAGAAGAGAGCAGCCAAGAGGCAGACAAUGAGCUGGAGUUCAGUGAGCCUCUCUGGGGGGAUGACAGUGAAGACUACCAAAAGGCAGAGAGGCCAUGUGAAGACAACAGUCUUCUCCAGUUCUUCUCAGAGGUAACCCAGAUGAUGGAACCUCUCCGCAUUAGCAGCACGGAGUCAUCACAGGCUCAGUGGGGUUACUGUGGCCCUGGGAAGCAGGAUGAUGAGGAAGAUGUGAGGUGCCAGGAAAAGACCACAAGGACAGCAGUCUCAGGAGCAGAUGAAAGUCAACUCCACGUCCUGGCAGAUGAGAAAGAACGCUUCCCAGGAAGAGAGGACAAGACUCAAGAGACACCUGGAGAACAAGCUUUAGGUGAGCCACAGCCACAGGAGAUGAGUUAUCAGGCCCAGGAUCCAGAUGAUAGUGAUAACACCUCCGCAGUCCCCGCGCUGGACUCCACAAGUCCUGCCAACAUGCAGCUGGUGCAGCUGAGCUGGGAUAACCCCCCACAGCAUUUGCUCUUCAAAAGAACUCUAUUGUCCAUCUGGAAGAUGAUAGCCAGUCACAGAUACAGUGGCCCAUUCCUGAAGGCGGUGUCAGAGAAACAAGCCCCUGGCUACAGGGAUGUGGUGAAGAGACCCAUGGAUUUAACCAGCAUAAAGAGAAGACUGUCAAAGGGACACAUUCAGUCCAUGGUCCAGUUCCAGCGUGACCUCAUGCUCAUGUUCCAGAACGCCAUGAUGUACAACAGCUUCAACCACCACGUGCACCGCAUGGCCGUGGAGAUGCAGCGAGAGGUCUUGGAGCAGCUGCAGAUGCUGGGUGAAGCCCUCCUGUGCUCAAGGGACAGGCUGGGGUGGGGGAGAAGGUAACAAGCCGUCAGUGGGGCCUGUUUCUUUUGGAACAGUGGUGUCUCCCCGGCUCAAGAGGUCUGCCUGGGGCCCAGGGGAUGUGCUGACACUGCAGCCGUGGCCUUUGGCAGACCUAGCGGUGCCUGCCAGGUUGGUGGGGUAAGGAACUCGGGGUUUCUAGGAGGGGCACCGGAAGGGAAACUCCCCUUCUUCCCUGGGAAAAGCAGUAGCCCUGCAGCGAGAAAAGGGUCCUGGGACAAAAAAAAGAAAAAAAAAAGAAAAAAAAAGAAAAAAAAAAGAGAAAAUAAUCUUUGUGCCCAGCGGGGAUGGAUCGGGGCCCAGCCCCGUGGCGGUGCUGCCUGCGGGCCCGGGGCGCUGCGGCGCGGCUGGCCUGGGGCUGGGAGCGGGUUGCCGCCGCGUGUCGCCUCGGGCCGUGCGGGCGGUCGCAGCCCCCCGGUGUUCCGGCCUGUGCCCGCCGGGGAGCCCCGCGCCCAGUAAGGGCCCACGCUGGAACCGCGACCGCGCGUGAGUGACGGCCCGGGCGGCGGGCAGGGAGCCCCGGCGCGAGGGGGCGGCCCACGGGAAGCUCGGAGCGCGCGGGGUCAGGAG